Molecule: messenger RNA, 1496 nt
Organism: Cicer arietinum (chickpea)
Lineage: Eukaryota; Viridiplantae; Streptophyta; Magnoliopsida; Fabales; Fabaceae
Source: RefSeq, a predicted model, not a curated record
AUUAACAGCCCACAGUACUUGAAGUCGGUGUGAACAACAAUAACAGACUUCUCCACUUGAAGAGCCAACGAACCUAACCAGCAACUCUAUUUGACACUUGACCCAAAACCAAAUCUCAUCAAACAUUAUUUUUUCACCACCACCACCCCAAAAUCGAUGGGACUCCUCACCUUCUCCUUAACUGGCACCGGUUUCAUCCUCAUAGGAUCACUCGAAUCCCUCCGGUCUUCCCAAACCAACAAACUUAACAAAAACCCAUGCCCCUUCUACAUCACUCUCUCCAUCUUCUCCUCUUUCAUCAUCUUCUCAUCCCUCACAUCACUCUUCAACGCCGUUACCUCUAACGACGCCGUUGGCUCAUCUCUCCAACUUCAAACCAUCCCAAUCGCUUUACUUUUCCUUUUCCACUCUCUUCUCUCUCUCUUCUUCUCUCUUCCCUCACAUCUUCUUAACCUAAUUCUCACCUUCGCUUUCUCUCAAGAGUUUCUCUUAUUCUACCUUCAAAGAAAAGACCCUUCCGGUGUUGAAAAUCGUUACUACGAUCUCUUAUUAGUUCCCAUCGCUGUUUGUGUUUUUUCAACCCUAAUUGAAUUAUUAGGUUCUGAAUCGCUUUCGUCGUCUUCUGUUGCGAAAUUGGGCCGUGGUGUUGGGCUUAUUUUACAGGGAACGUGGUUUAUUCAAAUGGGCCUGUCUUUAUUUUAUUCGAGUUUUGUGGCCCAAGGGUGUGAUUUACAUUUAGUUAGUAAAGGGAAUUAUAGUUUGAGAUGUAAGGGACAUUCUGAGUAUCAUAGAGGUAGAGCUAUUGCUACGCUUCAGUUUAAUUGUCACCUUGCUCUUAUGGUUGUUUUGUUCGUGGGGUUUUAUUCAUUCACUUGUGCCAAAAUUGGAAAUUCAGUUAAUGAUACUUUGAGGUAUAAGCCCAUUGGAGGUGAGAUGCAAUCUUUUGAUAAUUCGGUCGGAAAGUUUAGUUUGGAUUCUGAUGAUGAUAAUGAUGAGAUUAAGGAUGCUAAUGUGGAGAACCAGAAGUUAAGCAAUGGAAUCAAUGGUAAUCACUCUAAUCAUUGAAAUGAAAAGUUGUUUGUGUUUUAGAUUAAGGAGAAAGCAAAGGGAUCAUAUUGUUUAGUUUGUAUAACAAAGGGAUUUUUCAUUUGUUGUUAUGGUUAUGAGUGCCUAUGUAAUGUAAUGUUGUGCACUUUUCAAAUAAAAUGUGAUUUCUAGUAUGUCUUACAUUAUGUUAGGGAUCUAGUGAUUUCCAGCGUUAGAGAUGUUCCGUUGUGAAUUAACCACAACAUUGUACAAUGUUUAUUCAAAUUAUUUGCAUUUUUAUAUAAUGUAUAAUACUAGUUGAGACUUGAGAGAUGAGUGAAGGUCAAAACCAGAAGGUAGUGUUUAAAUCUAUUUUGAAAAAUGCUUUUUAUUCUUCUAGGUUGAAAAAACAGGAUUCUCAGAUAUAAUUUUUAUGAACGAGGUUGCAUAAUAUGAUUUUGAUUGUUUUA